GUCUGCUUCACCCUCGACAGAUUUGUGUCUUUGUUUGAAUUCCUCUCAGAAGCUUUGUUUUUGUCAACUGUACCGUCGAUUAUCAGGAUUUAAUUCUCCACAACCCAUAAUAGCAGAACAUAGGUUGUUAUAUGACGUGGAUAUUUGGAAUUAUUCAGCUCUGAAACUUUUGCUGUCGCCUCAAUAAAAUGGAGGUAAAGAAACACAAGUGUUAGAUUUUUCAAGUGUAAAUGAGGGCUGAGUAUAUUUAUAUAUUAUAUCAUAUAUUCUUUGUGAUUUGAGUGACCUGACCUUUUAAAAAAUGCAGACUACAAAUACUGUAAAGAGGAUCCUUCCAGCCCGUGACCCUCCGAUGUGUAGUGACAGAAUAAGAAAGAAGACGUUUCUUAAGAAAGCGGCGGCACUAUUCACACCUCUUUAUGAAAGCAGCUCAGUGGAGUGCUGUGAUUAUAAGCUGUCAGAUGGGUUCUUCUUUGUGUGAUUCAAUGGAUUUGAUUAUAAUGGAAGGAUUCAGAGGAUAGAUUACAUCCCUCCAGGGAGGAGAAAUAGAUGGCACCGCUUACAGCUCACAACAAGCACCAGCCCUGUACAUCAGCUCUGUAAUGAUGUAAAAAUAUUAUUUAUAUACCACUUCUCUAAACACAGUGGUUACAUGGUGAUUCACAUAAUGAGAUCCUUUUCUGGCUUCUUGUGCAGGAGGCUCCUGCGGUUCCUGUGUGCAAACCAGCAGCUCACUGUACAUCUGUUGGAUACUGAACUUGGAACUAUUUCAGGCAUUAAAGUAGUGAAAGUGUAUUAGUGCUACUACUCGAUAUGUAAACGCAAAAGGCAAACAACGAUGAGCCAGCAGGAUUUUACAACGCUGGCCGAAUGCCCAGUAGCAUUCUGGCUCAGCUGCAGUUAACAGCACACAAACAGUGCUCUAUAGGGGAGGGCGUUACGCAAAAUAGUCCUCUAUUGUGGUGGGAGACAUCUUACAUUGUGAUAUUGCAUCAAUAUUUUGUUUAUUGUUAAAACAUCUGGAAAGGAAUGUCUGUUUUUUUUUUUACUAAUCCAGCAAAUUACACAUCUAAGAAAUGAAGCUAUUUCAUCAAAUUGGUGGAAAAAAAUCACAAGACUGUUGCGACGCGUCUCGGUGUGAUCGGCCCCGUCAACAACGCCCCUUUGCAAAGUGAGCGGGGGGUGCGGGGGUGCGUGUGCAACCAGGCAAUCAAACGCAAAGAACAGAGGAAAUAAAUAGGAUUCAAUGCAGACGUUGAGCUCUUGCUGUUGUAAACGGAGGAGCGGGGAAACGAUGUUUGUUUGAAGGGCUGAUUCACUCAGAAGAAGUCUGUGUGCUGAAGCUAAAUAUAAAGACAUUUUUGCAAUAUCAAAGAAAGCAUGUCUGAUUUUUAUUACAAUCAUAAUCUUCCAUCUCAGUUCUGUGGGCUGUAACACAAAACCUAGUUGGCUGAGAGUGUUCAUUCUGCCGAUCCCAGUUUUUGGUUGAUGUGCGUCUCUCUGAACAUCACAUCAGAAUGAGAAUGAGUCGCUGUCUGCUGAUUGUUUGCCCAUGAUACGACGUAUAGCGCUGCUGACCCAUUUCAAUGUUCCAGGUUUGACGGCCAGUCCGGAGCUUUCAGGGUUUACACGUGUGCCGGGCCAUCGAGCCCUCAGCUGCGCAGCCUUUUGAUCCGCAGAGGCAGAGCUCACGAUAAAAGGCUCACGGGGUCUCAGAGCUCGCACCAUGCGUAGACCUUGGUCUCUGGAGGAGGAACUCCGACAUGCACACUGCAUAUCUCACACGAUGGUAUUGCAGCGUGAAUGAAGCAGUGGGGUCUGCGGGGGGGGGGAAAGGAUCCCGAAUCACUUCCAGCUCCUGCGGCGAUGGGCUUUGCACUUCGCACCACCUGCGUAGUUGUCAAGCAGCAGAAAUCUCCUCUUUAAAGUUCAGUGUAUUGUAAUGUUGGAGAGUGACCUGCAGCCAUUAUACAGCACUUAACCUCGCCUGCUCUCGUCCUGGUUACAUCAUGUGCUCGAUGAUUUCCGAUCAGACGACCUCCUGCAGGAAGCGAAAUACUAACGAAAUGCCUCUAAUUUAUGUUUGCAUCUACCAUUUGUUAUUUUUUUCGUUAGAAACCAUUGAUUUCUGGGAUUUACCAAUGUUUCCUUAUUUUACCGGAUGAUAAAGAUAAAAGAUGAGAAAAAUACAUCUCAUUUUAACAGUCACCAAAUAAAAAAAAAAACUUCCGCAGUAGCAACACAAUAUUGAGAAAGUCUGAGUUCCUGUUUUCAACACAGACACCAUUAUUCAACCGUCUUCACUGACGAGAUUGACAAACUCAAUCCUCUUGAGAAGACAGAGUGGACGCUUGUUUUGAAGAGCGGUUACGCGAGGACGUCCACCAACUGGCAAACUCCAGGCGAACAGCGUCACGGCGCUUUACCGCAACCAACUGGAACGGAGUGGACCGAUGCUAACCCUCAAUGGUGCGCAGUCUGAAAUUGGAGCAGGAGGUAGAGAAGAACAAGAUCCUCUCCGAGGCGCUGCAGACUCUCGCCACAGAGCACCACGAACUUGAGCAAUCCGUCGUCAAGGGAUCGUCCCCGCGGAGCGCCCUGAGCGAGGAUGAGUUCCACGACGCCGUGUCUGAAUCAGACUCGGAGAUCUCGCUGAGCGACUUUGAGACGGUGGCCAGCCAUUCCUGCGAGGAGGAGGAGGAGGACGAAGGCUCGGUCAUGUUGAUGAGCGGCCCCACCGGCAUGCUGCGGGAGGAUCACCAUGGAGACAAGGACGAGACUCAACCCAACGGGAUCACAAAGCACAGGACCAGCUUACCUGCACCAAUGUUUUCAAGAAAUGACUUCAGUAUUUGGAGUAUCCUGAGGAACUGCAUUGGAAUGGAACUCUCCAAGAUUACAAUGCCGGUGAUUUUCAACGAGCCGCUGAGCUUCUUGCAGCGUCUGACGGAGUACAUGGAGCACACGUACCUCAUCCAGCAGGCCAACGCCUGCUCAGACUCUGUCGAGAGGAUGAAGUGUGUGGCUGCGUUCGCGGUGUCCGCUGUGGCCUCGCAGUGGGAGCGGACCGGUAAACCGUUCAACCCGCUGCUGGGAGAAACCUACGAACUGGUCCGAGAGGACCUGGGCUUCAGGCUGCUGUCGGAGCAGGUGAGCCACCAUCCUCCGGUCAGCGCCUUCCACGCUGAGGGCCUGAAGCAGGACUUUGUGUUCCAUGGAUCCAUCUACCCCAAACUCAAGUUCUGGGGCAAGAGUGUGGAAGCGGAGCCGAAAGGCAUCAUCACGCUGGAGCUGCCCAAGUACAAUGAAGCCUACACCUGGACAAAUCCUACAUGUUGUGUUCACAACAUCAUCGUGGGCCAGCUGUGGAUCGAGCAGUACGGAAAUGUGGAGUUGGUCAACCACAGAACCGGUGAAAGAUGCUGCCUGAAUUUCAAACCAUGUGGUCUUUUUGGCAAAGAGCUGCACAAGGUUGAAGGGUAUAUUCUGGAUAAAAGCAAAAAGAAGCUGUGCGCUCUCUACGGGAAGUGGACAGAGUGCCUGUACGUUGUUGACCCGGCCGCCUUCGAAGCGCACAAGAAGAGUGACAAGAAAGGAGCCGCGGAGAAAAGAAGCAGCAAAGCGGGCUGCAGUGAGGAUCACGAGGAGGAUCCCUCUCCAGCUGCAGACACCGUGGAGAUGAUUCCUGGCAGCCAGCUGCUGUGGAGAAUCGCACCCAGACCGGCCAACUCUACCGAGAUGUACAGCUUCACGUCCUUUGCCAUGCAACUAAACGAGCUGCAUAAAGAGAUGGAGGGAGCCAUCCCUCAGACGGACUGCAGGCUGAGGCCAGACAUACGAGCAAUGGAGAACGGCGACAUCGACCUCGCCAGUGAGGAGAAGAAAAGGCUCGAGGAAAAACAGAGAGCUGCUCGCAAGAACCGCUCCAAAUCCGAUUCCACUGAAGAGUGGAAGACCAGGAGUCCUGCCCUGGGCCCAAGGUGGUUUCAGCAGGGUCAAAACCCCCACACCAGCUCCCAGGACUGGCUCUUCUCUACUGGAUACUGGGACAGGAACUACAGCCAGCUACCAAACAUUUACUAAUGGACCUUUUCUGCAGACAGAAAUUAGCACCAUUCAGUGUCCUUUCUACGGAGCAGCAUUAACUGUGUUUUUUUUUUUUUAAUGUAAUGGCAACAGUAACUACAAGCAACAAUACAUAACUGCGUGGCCUUAAUCUCCUUUAUGAUUGUAAAACUGUGCAUAAAAAAUAAUCAAUAUUUAAAAGUUAUGAAAUGUGAAGUUCUUUGACAAUGCUUUGAAAUGUAGCAUUUGUAUUUCCAUUCAGACCGUUUUCUUUCUGUUCAUAAGGGAACUGAGGUGCUGAUGCACAGCGGUUCAUGCUUUUAGUUUCCUUCUGUCUUCUUUUAAAUGUUUAUAAUAAUAACUCUAAAUGUAUUCCUGUAUAUAAACUACACAGAUUCAACCAGUGACCUCAUCAUGCCGUUCACAUUCCCUCUGGACUCCAAACUCACGAGCAGUCAGUAAAUAUGAGGUUGUUUCUCCGGAUGUAGUUUGUCUUGUUAAAAAGAAAACAAUUAUGAAACAUACGUACAAAAAUCCCAGUUUAUUUUCUACAUCAAUAUUAAACUUGACUGGUGUUCAUUGUUUUUCCUCCCAGAAUUGUGUGAUUUCAUAAAGCACAUUUCGUUAUGUGAAGAGGUUUAUUAUUAUGUGUGUCGUUGAUUGGGGGGGUCAGAAGGUUUUUUUUGUUUUUUUUUAUGGUGUUUUUGCCUCCAUAUAGAGCAUUGAAAGUAUUUUAUUGGAAACUGAAAUAAAACACUUCAAUGUAUUCAUGUAUCUUUUUAUCAUUUAUGUGAAGUAUGCUUGAGAUGCAAGAAAAAAGUACAGAGGAGUCUGAGAAUAAUGUGUAAUCUGGUCUCUGCAACAAAGGUCUGUGUUUAAGUCCCAACCUGGAGGGAGACGAGAUGGACCGGACGAUCCAAUGGAACCCUUUUCUUAGAAGAUAAUGGACUUGGCAGUUUAGUUGGCACAGCUUCCAUAAACUAUGUAUGAAAAGAAAAGGAUGCAACAUGGGGUAUUUGCAUUAAAAAAAAAUGUUCUCAAGAUCUAGCACGUAAGCAACAAGAAGGAGCCUGUGCUGUCUGAUCCUUGCUGUGUGUUUCUACUGGCUUCAUGAUUCAUGGUUACCAGACUCGAUGUCUGAUCUGCUGAAGCCAGUCAUUAAGGACUGAGCUGGUAAAGGAGGCAGCCUAUUGAGAAGGAUUCUGCUGGAUGGAUAUAAUUAGUUUAUUUACAUCAAAAGCCAUAGAUCCCUUAAAACGACAUCAGGAAUAGCUGCUCAACCGUGUGACUUAAAUGCAUAUUUCUGGUCUCCUUUGGAAGCUGAGAAGCAGAGGAACAUGAAUCCAUUAUAAGUAAACCUAUGUCUAUUACCAUUCUAGAGUAAAUGGAGAUGCUAUGAAGAGAAAUAGAUUUGUAUCCUUGCUUUCAAAGGCAAUGUUGAUUAUAUCCAAGAUCUCCCGAAUGUUUUCUCCACUCUGCUACAACUGUGACUGUAAUUUGAUUGCAAAAAAUAUACCAUUUCUGAUACGAUUUAUGAAGAUAUACUUAUAAGAUAAACACUAUUUCCAAAACUUA
Messenger RNA from Anarrhichthys ocellatus (wolf-eel), 5640 nucleotides. RefSeq names its product oxysterol-binding protein-related protein 1. The record is from RefSeq and is a predicted model, not a curated record. Gene Ontology annotation, cellular component: cytosol; perinuclear endoplasmic reticulum; plasma membrane. The transcript has 15 exons. Lineage: Eukaryota; Metazoa; Chordata; Actinopteri; Perciformes; Anarhichadidae. Gene Ontology annotation, molecular function: cholesterol binding. Bases 2467 to 4083 code for a protein of 538 amino acids.